Molecule: messenger RNA, 510 nt
Organism: Microstroma glucosiphilum
Lineage: Eukaryota; Fungi; Basidiomycota; Exobasidiomycetes; Microstromatales; Microstromataceae
Exons: 2
Coding region: 1-510 (169 amino acids)
Source: RefSeq, a predicted model, not a curated record
AUGGAAGCAAAGAAGCGCAGCAUCUCCGAAGUUGACACUGCUGGUGAGGAGGAAAGAGAAGAGCAGAAGCCGUCCAUCACUACAAGUACUCCUCCUCCACCUGAAAAGAAUCUCGAAGCCAACGAAAGAGAAGUGCCCGAUCCUCCAGAGGAGUCAAACAACAUACAGUCGUCACCCAAGAAAGUCAAGACGAUCAAGAGCCCUUCAAAGCCCAAAGCUGCUGGUAGGAGCACUGCGGCCACCAGACACGUCAAGAAGGAGGAAAGCACCCGCAGCACUCCUUCUAGCCCCACCAAGAGUCCCAUCAAGAGUGGUGGUAGUGGAGGAGGAGGAGGUGGUAAAAUGUUCUGGUCUCAGAACGACAAGUGGGCCGUCUUAGACAAGGUCAUCCAGAGUGCUAGUCCUGAUUGGGAUAGGAUUGCAAGGGAGAUGGGGAAGACGCGCAGCCAAGUUUAUGAUCAGUGGCGAAAGUCUCUUUACCCGGAGCUGAAGACCCGCUAUGGACAGUAA